Messenger RNA from Necator americanus (New World hookworm), 1197 nucleotides. RefSeq lists its product as uncharacterized. The transcript is spliced from 11 exons. Gene Ontology annotation, cellular component: NatA complex; nucleus. Bases 1 to 1197 code for a protein of 398 amino acids. Gene Ontology annotation, biological process: mitotic sister chromatid cohesion; tRNA splicing, via endonucleolytic cleavage and ligation. The record is from RefSeq and is a predicted model, not a curated record. Gene Ontology annotation, molecular function: polynucleotide 5'-hydroxyl-kinase activity; N-acetyltransferase activity. NCBI's taxonomy places the organism in Eukaryota, Metazoa, Nematoda, Chromadorea, Rhabditida, Ancylostomatidae.
AUGUUCCUAAGAACGUUCUUCUCCAGUUUCAAAUACAGCGUUGAGAGAGUGACGUCGUCUCGUCUCGGUCAGUCCGAUGACGUCGUACUUGAUCUUCUUGGCUUGCACCAUCAGAUCUUCGUGGCCGCUUCCGAUGCAAGCUCGCACUUCAGCAAUUUCAGAUAUGCUUGUAUUGUUGCUGCUGCUGAAGCUUUCGAAGUGGACGUUGUUGUUGUCCUUGACCAUGAACGGCUAUAUAACGAAUUACAGCGGGAUUUGCCGACUUUUGUUAAAAUACUACACCAACCAAAAUCUGGUGGAGUUGAGACGCGCUCGCGCCAAUCAAGGAUAGCAGCACGAAGCGCUUCUAUCCAUCGGUACUUCUACGGCGUCCACUCUAAUCCUUAUUUCCCUUUCACCUUUGAAUUGAACUUCUCUGAAGUGAUAUUCUGCAAGAUUGGUACAGAAAAAGUACCCGAAUCAUGUCUACCAUUCGGCUCAAAGGUCGAGGACCAUCAAACCAAGGUUGUCCCUAUAAAUCCGUCCACUGAUAUGGCUCAUAGGAUGUUUGCUGUCACUCCGUGCCCCACUGUCUCCCAAGCUGUUCUCAAAGCAAGCGUUUUAGGAUUUGUUGUAAUUACCGAGAUCAAUAUGGAAGAUAAACGUAUGAGCUUAUUAUGUCCACAGAGUUCAUUAAGCCACAAAGGAGAAGUUAGCGUGUUACUGAAUCUUUUGAAGGGCCUCGCGAAAAAUUUGAUCAGACACUCGUCAAUGUCUUUGUGUGCCAUUAACAAGGAUAAUAUUCGCUCGGUUAAGAAUCUUCAUGCUGGUGUAUUUCCUGUUCAGUAUUCUGAUGCUUUUUUCGAGAAGGUUUCCAACAAUGAUUUAUGCGCUGCCCUAAUGGUGAACGGUGAUUGUAUCGGUGUAGUCUGCUGCACACUUGAAAUUGUCAGCUGUACAAAGACUCUCUAUAUAAUGUCACUUGCAGUUCAUCCACUAUACCGCUGCCGAGGAAUCGGAGCUAAACUCCUUGAUUUCGCGACAAGCAAGGCAGAGAAUCAUCAUGUAAAAUUAAUAAGGCUUCACGUGCAGGUCAGCAACGGAAGCGCAAUUCAGUUCUACGAAAAGCGAGGUUUCACGAUAGUGGAAGCCACGAAAAAUUACUACAACCGAUGCAUUCCUGCCGAUGCGUAUGUCAUGCAGAAACAACUUGUAUGA